Papilio polytes (common Mormon) is the source of this 1647-nucleotide messenger RNA. Its product is annotated as protein bric-a-brac 1-like. Gene Ontology annotation, cellular component: nucleus. Gene Ontology annotation, molecular function: protein binding. The coding region runs from base 1 to 927 and encodes 308 amino acids. The record is from RefSeq and is a predicted model, not a curated record. Gene Ontology annotation, biological process: regulation of transcription by RNA polymerase II. The transcript is spliced from 5 exons. NCBI's taxonomy places the organism in Eukaryota, Metazoa, Arthropoda, Insecta, Lepidoptera, Papilionidae.
AUGGAUGACGGUGAAAGUCAACAGUUCUCUUUACGCUGGCACAACCAUCAGAGCAGUAUAAUCGGAGCCCUCGGUCGUGUGCUGAGCAGUGGCGCCUUCAGUGAUGUGACGCUAAGCGCCAACGGUACUUCAGUGAGAGCCCACCGUCUUAUAUUGGCGUCAUGUAGUCAAUACUUCGAUCAGUUGUUCAAGGAUAUCGAAACUGAAAAUAACGCAUUGGUUGUAGUACUUGGUUGUGAAGCGAUAGAAUUGAGGUUACUACUCACUUUCAUGUAUACAGGUGAGGUGACAGCUUCUAAGAGGAAUCUACCAUCGUUGCUCCGAUUGGCACAAACUCUAAAGGUGUCCGGACUAACUGACGCUAAUACGAACUCAACCUUAACUUCUAAUGAAACAGAACUGGUCACAGAACAAAGUAGUACAUACGCCAAUCUAGAAACAGUUAAACAGGACAUUCAGGAUACUACUAACAUCUCUGCAAGCAAUUCCCCAAAUCAUUACGAAAAUUCACAGAACGAUGGGAAAUUAGCAGAAUAUAUUGGAGAAUACAGUCGUACUGAAAAAGACAGAUUGAGUAAAUUGGAUCAGAUAGUACAGAAUCUGUACAGUACACACAAAAUUACGAAUCCCAUAACGGCUAUGACUCCGCCAUUAUUACCCAGUUUAGCAGAAUCACUUGAACCAUUUGAACGUAAAUGGCGGUCCAACGCAUCAGUAUGCGGAGUUUGCAAUAAACGUCUUAGCAAUCAGUACAAUUUGCGUGUGCAUAUGGAGACGCACGCCGGCAGACGGCACGCGUGCCGCGCCUGCAGCCACGUGUCCCGCUCGCGGGACGCGCUGAGGAAACACGUCGCGUACAGACACGCUCCCAACAUGCCUUCGAGAGCUCAUCGCGGUACGACGUCCACGAGUCGACUGGACGGGUAACAGUCAAUUGACUGUCUGUAUUCAUGACUGUAUUUUGCAAAUUAUAAGUUUUGAAAUAUGUUAUGUUAGUAUAAAAUAUUUAAAAGACAUUAAAUACAAUGAUAGCUGUUUAUAUUAUAUCGUUUAAAUAAUUUUGUAGACAAAAAAAUGUUGCCUUGUGUCGUGAGAGAAAAAGUAAAUUACCUACUAUUUAUAUAUUUUUUGUUUAAAAUAAUUUUGGCAUUUCUAACUUUCGCAACUCUACAUUAAAUUCCGUGUAUACCGUUUUUCUGAUGUUAUUUAUUGUUUAGUUAUUCUACUUUUUAAUGCUACCACUUUUACUUACCUAUUGUAUAUUUGCUACCGAAAUUCUGAUUAUUUAAAAAUGGAAUGAAAAACAAAACAAUGUUACAUUUUGUACCAGUUCUGUUUAGACAGUAAUUAGUUUUUAUUUUUUUUUUAAUAAAUGCAACUUUUUCCUUCUAAUGUAUGAGUUUAUGAUGCAUUUGAAAAUAUCUUUAAUAAAUGUUUUGUUCUGUCCUUUUAUGUUUAAGUAAAUUAAACAAAACUGAUUAUUAAAAAGACAAUAUUAAACACUUAAGGCCUGUCCCACCAAAUUGUAAAUUGUCUGAUAACAAUCCAACGUAUGAAAUAUGUGAUGGGAAAUAUCGAAUUUUGUUACGUUAUCUGAGAGUGACUUCACUUUUAAGCUAUCUGAGCCUCUAUCAGCCAGUAAUGGGA